Messenger RNA from Neoarthrinium moseri, 1671 nucleotides. RefSeq lists its product as uncharacterized. The record is from RefSeq and is a predicted model, not a curated record. The coding region runs from base 1 to 1671 and encodes 556 amino acids. The transcript is spliced from 6 exons. Gene Ontology annotation, molecular function: oxidoreductase activity, acting on CH-OH group of donors; flavin adenine dinucleotide binding. Lineage: Eukaryota; Fungi; Ascomycota; Sordariomycetes; Amphisphaeriales; Apiosporaceae.
AUGACACAUUGGCAAGAGCUUAGUUCAGCAACCAACAUUGCCAUGACCGAGGAAUAUGACUUCGUCGUUGUUGGAGGUGGUGCAGCUGGCUGUGUCGUUGCAGCGCGGCUUGCAGAAGCCGCCGCGCGUCCAUCCGUACUCCUCGUCGAGGCUGGUGGCUUAAACGAAGACGCUGCUCACUUGACGGGCGCGCAACGGUAUGAGGUUGCUUUCCGCGAGAAAUCACCCCUCAACUGGGGCUACAGGACUCAACCCCAGUUGAAGGGUCAGGAAAUCGACUAUUCUCGCGGGAAAGGGCUUGGUGGCAGCACCGCAAUCAACUUUUGUGGAUGGGUGAUUGGGCCUGAUGAGGACUACAAUGAGUGGGCGCGGCUGGUGGGCGACACAUCGUUCGGCUGGGAUCACGUUAAGGGAAUCCUGAAAAGAGUUGAGAACUUCCAUAAUGAUGUCCCAGAUGUUUUCAAAGAUUGUAUAAAGCCGCUUGACCAGGAUCAUGGCAUUGGAGGAGCUGUGGAUGUAUCCUACCAGGACGAGUGGCUUCCGACGACGCGAGACGUAUUCGAUGCAGCCAGCCAGGUUGGGUUUGGUAUCAACGCGGAUGUCAACAACGGCAACCCCAUAGGUAUGGGCAUCGGGACUGCGUGCAUUUAUAAGGGCAUUCGAGUCACCGCAUCGAGCGCAUACAUCGCAAAAUCUCCCAAAAACCUUACAGUUGUCCCCAACGCUCAGGUCGAGAGAAUAGUUAUGAAGGGCGAUGUCGCUGUUGGUGUCCAGACGAUCGAUGGCCGUCGAUAUGGUGCUAGAAAGGAAGUAAUCAUAUCUAGUGGUGCUUUGAACAGCCCGCAGAUCUUACUACUGUCUGGCAUAGGACCUUCCGAUGAAUUACAGAAACAUGGUCUUCCGACUCUACAUGAGCUACGUCAAGUUGGCAAAAAUCUGCAGGAUCAUUGCUUUUCGACCCUUGGGAUAGUGAUAAAGAAAGACCACGGCAAAUCAUUCAAGCAAAAUCCUACCCCAAUGGGUUGGUUCCAAGUGCCGGCAGUCUUGGAAUCAAAUGAAUUUCAGGUCUUGCCACAAGAAAUACAACAGUUCUUGAGCAAAGCGAAUGUGCCAAACUGGGAACUUGCUACUCAUACACCUUUCUUCGAUGAAAUUGUGGUCCAAGAUGACGAAGAGGUCUUCUCGUGCAUUUCUUUGAUAAUGAACCCCCAAUCUCGAGGCACAGUUACACUCAGAUCCGCGAACCCGGGGGAUGCACCUAUAUUCGAUCCCAAGUUCUUGUCACACCCGUUCGACAGGAGAACUGCGAUAGAGAGUUUUCGAGAGUUGCUAAAGUUUCUCCAGGCUCCGGUGUGGAAAGAGAAAACUGUUACAACCUUGGGCUGGCCGCAAGACAAUUCAGACGAAGCGAUAUGGGAAUGUUUCUCGUCAAAUCUUCGGAGCUCAUGGCACAUGUGUGGGACUCUGAAUAUGGGGAGAAACUCGGAUGAGGCUUGUGUCGACUCUUCAUUCAAGGUCUUCGGUCUGAGGCGACUACGGGUGGCUGACUUGAGUGUGUGCCCAAUGGUGCCCAACAACCACACUCAGAGCACAGCUUACAUCGUAGGAGAACUUGCUGCAGAGAAACUCAUUGCAGAAUAUGAGUUGCACCAGACCCACGCCAAUUUAUGA